Messenger RNA from Oncorhynchus masou masou (cherry salmon), 1800 nucleotides. RefSeq lists its product as uncharacterized. The transcript has 5 exons. Bases 1 to 1800 code for a protein of 599 amino acids. Lineage: Eukaryota; Metazoa; Chordata; Actinopteri; Salmoniformes; Salmonidae. The record is from RefSeq and is a predicted model, not a curated record.
AUGCUCUGGGUGGGCUCACUGCUCAACAACACUCUUGUCUUGGCUAGAAAGGAAGACGGCUACUCCUCUGCUGUUAAAGGCGACAAGAAUGUCCACGUUCUGUGUUCUGGAUCUCUGGAUCAGAAGUCCUUCAUCUGGUACAGGAACGGACAGCCUCUUACCAACCGAAAGAGCAAACAUAUCCACACCAACAGCCUGUACAUAGAACCAGUCAGCAGUGAGGAUGUAGACAGCUACUCCUGUGCUGUAGAAGGCUAUGUAGAUAUCUGCUCUCCUGAAGAGAGUCUUAAUUUCACAUAUGGCCCAAAGAAUAACUUUGUGUCAAUCAGUCCCUCUAGUGAAAUAGUGGAGAGAACCCCUACCGAACCUGGACUGAAGAGAACCACCAAAGAGCCUAGACUGAAGAGAACCACCAAAGAGCCUAGACUGAAGAGAACCACCAAAGAGCCUAGACUGAAGAGAACCACCACCGUACCUCGACUGAAGAGAACCACCACUGAACCUGGACAGAAGAGAAUCACCACUGAACCUGGACUGAAGAGAACCACCACCGAACCUGGACUGAAGAGAACCCCCACCGAACCUGGACUGAAGAGAACCACCAAAGAGCCUAGACUGAAGAGAACCACCAAAGAGCCUGGACUGAAGAGAACACCCACCAAAGAGCAUGGACUGAAGAGAACCACCAAAGAGCCAGGACUGAAGAGAACCACCAAAGAGCCUGGACUGAAGGGAACCACCAAAGAGCCUGGACUGAAGAGAACACCCACCAAACCUGGACUGAAGAGAACCACCACCGAACCUGGACUGAAGAGAACCCCCACCGAACCUGGACUGAAGAGAACCACCAAAGAAUCCACCAAAGAGCCUGGACUGAAGAGAACCACCAAAGAGCCUAGACUGAAGAGAACCACCAAAGAGCCUAGACUGAAGAGAACCACCACCGUACCUCGACUGAAGAGAACCACCACUGAACCUGGACAGAAGAGAAUCACCACUGAACCUGGACUGAAGAGAACCACCACCGAACCUGGACUGAAGAGAACCCCCACCGAACCUGGACUGAAGAGAACCACCAAAGAGCCUAGACUGAAGAGAACCACCAAAGAGCCUGGACUGAAGAGAACACCCACCAAAGAGCAUGGACUGAAGAGAACCACCAAAGAGCCAGGACUGAAGAGAACCACCAAAGAGCCUGGACUGAAGGGAACCACCAAAGAGCCUGGACUGAAGAGAACACCCACCAAACCUGGACUGAAGAGAACCACCACCGAACCUGGACUGAAGAGAACCCCCACCGAACCUGGACUGAAGAGAACCACCAAAGAAGCCUGGACGGAAGAGAACCACCAAACGCCUGGACUAGAGAGAACCGCCAAAGAGCCUGGACUGAAGAGAACCACCAAAGAGCCUGAACUGAAGAGAAGCACCAAAGAGCCUGGACUGAAGAGAACCUCCAAAGAGCCUGAACUGAAGAGAAGCACCAAAGAGCCUGGACGGAAGAGAACCUCCAAAGAGCCUGGACGGAAGAGAACCACCAAAGCACCUGGACUGGAGAGAACCACCAAAGCGCCUGGACUGGAGAGAACCACCAAAAGCGCCUGGACUGAAGAGAACCCCCACCGAACCUGGACGGAAGAGAACCACCAAAGAGCCUGGACUGAAGAGAACCAGCAAAGAAACCGAGACUGGAGAGAACCAUCAAAGAACCUGGACCUGAAGAGCUGUGGCACAGAAAACUACGGCACCAAAUCAAAGACAGGUCUCACACCUCUAUUCUCCUGCUAUCACAUUGCGUAA